AUGGGUUCCCCACCGAAGCCAGUCGAGGCGGCCCUGAACAGUGUCGGUUCGUCUUUACCGGUACCAGCGGCCAGUCUGGCUGAGCCCUUUGGUGACUUACAAACCACUGGCAUCUACUUCGUGCCGCACCGCAGCCAUGCACCUUCUUCUGAAUGCGACACGCUCGGGCCUUCAGACUCGGGCUAUGGCUCCGCGAGUAGGACAGGACCCAGCGUGGCCAACGGAUCGGUCUACGGCGACUGUGAUCGCUCCGGCGAGACUGCGAGCGUUGCGAGCCAUUCGAUGAGCCUUCCCUACGCUUCAUCCAUGCUAUCCUCCGGAAAUUGGAGGUCUUCAGAUUCUGCCCUCGAGGGCGAUUUCGGCAUCAAUGAGAAUGGUAACGAACUUGUCUGCCACGUCUGCAAAGCCCAGGUGAAGAACAAGUCCGAGUUGAAGGCUAAGCACGAGAAACCCCAUCGAUGUAAAGUCCCCGGCUGUCAGCGCAUUGAGGGCUUCAGCACCACGAACGAUGUCGAACGGCACAUGAGAAGCCGCCACCCUGGCUCCAGCUCCAACGGUAAAUACUACAAGUGUGGUGUUCCGGACUGUCGCACGAAAGGAAAGGUCUGGCCUCGCGCGGACAAUUUCAGGCAACAUCUGAAGAGGAUCCAUAAAAUCUCAGCUGAGGAGCAUCACAUGGAAAAAUAUGUCUUCAAACCACCGCCGCCGGCACCAUCCAUCGUCCCUGAUUAUGCUCUUGCCGGCCUAGGAUCACUUGUCGGGGACACUUUCAAGUCCCUCGGGCCCAGCCGUAACAGCGGAAUUCUGGGACCCAGUGACGACUGGGCUUUGUUCCUGCAAUCAGUCUCGACGGAGGGACAGAGGGACCCCUCUACCGCUAGUCACCACAUUCACCAGCAUAUAUUCCAAGGUGCCGUGGUACCGGAGCAGCAGCUUAUGAUUACAGCCACCACCGCCCGAACCCGAGACCCAAGUACGGUGAUGCAGAUACAGCCGGUAGACUUCGACGUGAAUACGGUCUUGUCUCAUCUAGGGGCACGCUCUUUGGACCUUGAAGAAGGGCCGAGCCUCGCCAACGCUGUCGCGGGUCGCGACACAGAUUUCCGUCCAAUUUCAUUUGUCAGGUCAUCAGGACUGGACCACAAGUCUGUGGGGGAAGGGGAGCAGUCCCACACACAAGACAUAGCAGUCCUGACACCCUCAGAUGCAUCAUGCGAAUUGCCAAUAGGCCUCACACCACGUCAUCGGAGCAUAAUUGGGUCAACCACCGAUACGAAGCCCAGUGAUGUACAAGACGAUUUUAUUGACGCGAGGAAUCAUGAGUUGUCUCCAUUACCAACGCCUCACAUUCCGAGCCCGCCAGGUGGCACCGAAACCGCACGGGUCUCUCGGGAUGUGGCCGCAAGCCAGCCUGGGCAGUCUAGGGCCACUGGGGCGUCUCUUGGCGACCAAAGCACCGAUGUGAAGAACAAAGCCACCGAUCUCCUCACGGCCCUCGAGGACAAGGGGACGCUCGCAGAAUUUCUGGGGAGGUUGGACAAGACAACUCUUGCAGAGGCAUUGGGAAAAUUGGGCUAUGAGAAGCAGAGCUCAGCCGAGGCCAAAGGAGAGGUCAAGGCGGAGACCAAUACCAAUACGAGUACCAGCGUGUGUGCCGAUGUUGUGAAAAACCCCUUCGUCUGCUCCGAAGACGAUUGCAACAAGUCCUUUAAAAGAGAGUGUGAGCUAAGAAAGCAUUUGAAGCGUCAUGUCAAGCCGUACAGCUGCACGUUUCCCGACUGCCACAAGAACUUCGGGAGCAAGAACGACUGGAAGCGUCAUGAGAAUAGUCAGCACUACCAGCUCGAGCUGUGGCAAUGCAACGUAGGGACCUCGGUCGACGCAGAUGUGACGUGUGGGAGGACUUAUAAUCGCCGGGAGCAAUUCAAGACUCAUUUGGCCAAAGACCACGGCAUCACCGAUCCUUCUGACAUCGAAUCUAGAUUACAGAGCUGCCUCGACGGUCGCAAUUAUGAGGUCAGUUUCUGGUGCGGGUUCUGCAGGCAGAUGGUCAGAGUCAAGGAGAAAGGCCUGAAGGCCUGGGUUAGCCGGUUCAAUCACAUUGAACAACACUAUGCCGAUGAGCUGGACAUCUCCCAGUGGAAGAGUGUGGAAACAGGGAUGGAAGUAAAGGUCGUGCUAAAGGAAGUCGACCCAGCAGUCCCAUCGCUAAAAAGACAUGUUGAUGAAGAUACGAAGCAAUCAAGGCCGCAGAAGAAAGCCCGCAUCGCGGUGUGGUAUUGCCUAAUGAUUCAACUCAGUGCGGUUGCCGGGAGCAGUGCCUCACUAAUUUCAGCUCUACAUGUCUCACACCCAGUUGUGGCGGCCAUGAACAAUAUCCGGAGGCCUGAAAAUUCUCCUCGUUGA
Cryphonectria parasitica EP155 is the source of this 2406-nucleotide messenger RNA. RefSeq lists its product as uncharacterized. The transcript has 7 exons. Lineage: Eukaryota; Fungi; Ascomycota; Sordariomycetes; Diaporthales; Cryphonectriaceae. Bases 1 to 2406 code for a protein of 801 amino acids. The record is from RefSeq and is a predicted model, not a curated record.